GUUGUCGCAACAUGUUGCGCUUACCGUUUCUCCUAGUUUUCCUUGCCCACAUCCCGGCUUACUCGUAUGUCACCGACUCCCCAUCCUUCUCAGAACGGUUGGACAAACUCUAUGAGAAACUAGAAAAUUUAACCCUAACACCUGUGCAACCCGUGUCGCAAUCACCCGAAAAUAAAUUAUACGCCAAAUUGGAACUUCUGAACUCAUUGACACCGGAUCGUGUGGAUAUUAGUGAUGAUGACGAUGAGCUGCUUUCUGCGAUGCAGCAGUGGGGGUUGGUGGAUCCUGGGCAGCUGGAAGUGAUGGUAAAGGAGUUGGAGAAAGUGCGAGAUGAGAAGAGUGAAAAGAUGCUUGAUGGAGAAUAUGCGGAUGGAGAAUGGGUUGAUGGGGAUCUUCAAGACUUGGACUACGCCAAUGACGCGAACGAGGAGUGGGACGACAUUGAGCCAGACAGUUCCACGGUCAAACCACUAAGCCUCGCGAGACCAGACCCCGGGUACCGCGAAGAGGUCAUUUCUGCAGCUGAUGCAAUUGCUGCUACUAAUGAGAGGCCAAGAAUUUUGGAUGAUUCAUCAAUGUCGUUGAAAGAGCAAACGGCGCUGCGGCAAGCAGCGUAUGCGCACAUGCGUAACAUGGUGCGAGCCAGCAAGUGCCUGACGCCGCAGCCGCGAUGGUUGAAUGUCCGGCAACUGGCGCCUGCCGCGGACACUAUGUACAUGCCACCGUGCGUAGAGCUGCACCGCUGUGCACCUGACAGUGGGUGUUGCUAUAAUGAGGAUCAAGUGUGCGCACCGGUUGAAGGCAAAUAUGUCACGCUCUCUUUGUAUCUGACAAAAGCAGAUGGUAACGUCUCUCCAUCUCGAAUGUUGUUCUUCAACCACACGCGCUGCGCAUGCGUCUCUCGCGACACUUUACAAACUACAGUUCGCACCAGGUCCGUGCACAAUUACCGGGUGGAAAGGGUCAACCCUGCUGCGAAAGAGACCGCGAUUGUUUCGUCAACCAGUGCUAGUAAAGAGAAAGAGGAAUGGAGAUCCACGGAGGAACCUAGAUUGGAAAGAGACGAAGAACCUACGUCACCGCCGCAGUUGAGAAGAUGCACCUGUCCCGCCCUGUUCAUCGCGCGCAUAUCCGACGCCGGAGAUUGCUCUUGUGUGUGCAAGUGGCCAGAGCCCCACCGCCGCCGCGACUGCUUGUCGCUGGCCCAAGGCCGCGAGCACUUCGGCCUAAGGGACCGGGUGUGCGUCAACCACGGCGACUGCACGCCGCCCAGCUGCGAGUACGGCAAUUAUGAGAAGAAACUCGGAAGAUGUCCACAGCGGAGGUAAAGGAGAUAUUUUUCAAGAUACAGAAGAAUACGACACCGCAGAACGAGGUACCAGACACAGUCAGUAGGCUGAUCGGUUAUUAAGUCUUUUGUUUCAUAUUUGUUUUACUUAAUAGAUUCGAGAAACCUGUGACGUAUUGCAAAGAAAUCAUUCGCUGGUUUAUAAAUAAUUACCUACACAUGUAAACUUCAAAAUACGAAACAUUGUUUUGGAGUAUCGUUAUGACAUUAAUCGAAUCUUUACUCUGUCAAAUAAAUUGCUGUCAAGUAAUCCCACUUUUCGUCGGGGAUAGAGCCAUUCCGUGUAACUAGCAUUGGAUAAUACCGCGUAUCUGAAACAUGUAGCCAAUUUGAUUUUUGCAUGCUAGUACUCGUAGUUAUAUGAUUGGGACCCGGCUGCUUCUUAACGCCAAUUGCGAUUGACUAACAGAAAGCCAGAAAUUGGUGAAUAACAAUAUGCCUUACCAACACCGCGUAACUUACGCAGUUCGCGGCCAAAUCAUAUUCGCGUAAAUGACGUGGCAAGUAAAUUAACAAGAUUUACGGCAAUCUGUUGUUAGCAGUACGUUGCAAAUAUAAAUUAAUGUUUACUGUGUCAAAACUAAUAGCAAUUGAAAUAACAAAGUAGUAACGUUAAAACCUUCUCUUGUAAAAUUUGGUUUGGCCUUUUACCAAUGCUACUUACGCGGAUUUGUACAAUCCCCGACGUUUUAGAAUGCAUAGAAUGAAAAAAAAAAUUACCGUUAAAUAGAAUGUUGUGUUUAUUUGGCUAAAAUGUUAGAGUAUUAUUAGUUAUUGUAUGUAUUGUGUUUCUAGAUUUCACAUUAUGGUGUGUCUUCGACAUUCAGAGCGUGAUUGUCGAGAUCCUAUUUUUAAUUUCCUUUGAGUUCGGUUAAGUAGGUGCUGUAGGAAUCGUGCCAUAUUGAAAUAAAGCUAUAUUUAAUACCAAUUAGUUUUUAAAAAAGGUACAAUUGUUUAAGUGAUUUGUGCAUUAUUUUUGUAUUAUUUAGUAUGUCUGCUAUUAUGCUGGAUAAAUGUACUACUCGUAUACGUAGAUAUUUUAUGAACUAUUAAUUUUUUAACUCUAUCAUAUCCGUAUGAGUAGCUUAUUAUUAUAAGUUGAUACAGUUAGGUGAACGAUCCUAGUUAUGUAGUUGCGAUAAAUAAUUAACAUGAUCUAUUACGGUACCUCCACGUAUUUAUUUCUUCUGAGAGCUUUAUAGUAAGUAAAUACUUCUAAAGUAGAUGGUAAGUUGCAAUGUUAUCAAUCUGUAUGGGAGAUAGCAAAAUUUUAAAGAUAUUUAAAAUAUACAAUUUUAUAGAAAUAUUGUAUGUGAAAAAAUAACAUAGAUUAUAGAAUAUUUACAGAUUUGCAGGGGGAAAGGAAAAAUUGCAAUGCUAAACAACCCCUAACGGUGUGCGGGUUUUAUUAAACAUUUUACUGAUGUAUGAAAUCAUGUACAACUGCCUACUCCAAUAGACGAUUGGUAUCAAUAAAUUAAAAAAGAAAUUUGAAAUAGUGUGUUGUUUGACGCCAGUGCUUGUCUUGAAACCUGAGCCAGUGAAGGAGCCGAAGAUUGAACCACGAGCGAAGCGAGUCUUUCAUAAAUAAAAUCCAGAGCAUAGCGACAAAGCACGAGACGCAAAACAACUUUGUUGCCGAGCGAAACACAACUUAUCACCUCACUACAGAACAAAUCAGUUUCAAUAAACAAAACUACUUAGUUAUCGUUGUCAAUUUAACGUCAGCAAUAAUAAGAAUAAAAUAUACCAAGGAUUUGUACUCGUAUUGCGUAAAUAAUGUACGACUAAUCGCGUAGUUCAACGAGUUCUUAUGUUUUUUUUUUUCAUCGGAAAAACGCUUUUGGAAGAAAGCCCUUUCGCGCUAGUGAGGUGAAAAUUAUCUUAUUAUAUAUGUAUGCGAUGACAUGAUGUGGAUAUUUUAAUUAGUUUAAUUUAAUCAAUGCAUUUGUGCGACUAUGUGAAUUGAUGACAUUCUAUUGUAGUCGAAUUAUUAAUUUCAAUUCGACUAUUGACUUACAAAUAAAUGGACGACGGGUCUAAUACAAAAACCACGAAAAAAAUGUCCCAUGUCAACCUAUUUAAACGUAGUGACAUGUACAGGA
This is a messenger RNA of Hyposmocoma kahamanoa, 3453 nucleotides long. RefSeq lists its product as uncharacterized. The transcript has 7 exons. Gene Ontology annotation, biological process: hemocyte migration. Gene Ontology annotation, cellular component: membrane. The record is from RefSeq and is a predicted model, not a curated record. Lineage: Eukaryota; Metazoa; Arthropoda; Insecta; Lepidoptera; Cosmopterigidae. Gene Ontology annotation, molecular function: growth factor activity. Bases 12 to 1328 code for a protein of 438 amino acids.